GUAAAAUUAUUUUUAAUGACAGUCGAUUUUAGAAAACAAAGGGAAUAUUGUUGAACGACAUUGUUAGACAAUGUAAUUAGACAACAUAAUUUCUCUAGUCACACUCCUGAGCGCUUACACCCUCUCGGUUUCCAUGCGGUGGUGCACUCAGUGCGAAUCGCGCAGCCGCCCGAACACCUCAGAGAGGCUGGCUCCGCGUUGUGAUCGGGUAUGAAAAAAGGGGUAAAAGAAACUAGGAGGUGUAGAGAGUGAGAGAGAGAGAGAGAGAGAGAGAGAGAGAGAGAGAGAGAGAGAGAGAGAGAGAAGAGACAGAAAAACAGAAACAGACAAGGAAGGCCACGAGGUCCAGCGUCUUUGAACGAGGGAGUGAGUCGCAAUCUGUGCUGCGGGCUUUUCGGAAAAUGUCGUUGUUGAUCUGUGGCAUCGCGUGGGUGUCGCGGCCUCGAGAUCCGUACCCUCUGGCCCUAUUAUUGACUCGGGGUUGGUCCGGCGGCCAUGACGAGGGGUUGCACUCGCCGCGUGAUUGCUAGAUGGCGCGGCGUGUGUGGUCCACCCUCCCUGGAGUGCUCUCGGCGAGGAUCCUGCCGACGCUGUCGAGCCCCACGGGUCCAUCCACGACGCUGAGGGCGACCGACGGCGGCCAGGAGGAGUAGCGACGUUCUCGUCGCUGAGCGUCGCCGUCGCGUGAAGUGUGAGCGCGCGUGUCGCGUACGAACAAGCGCCGCGCGCGUGUCGAAGUGGUAUCCCGCGGGGGCGGAAGCGGUGCGGAAAGUCCAUUUCGGAAGGCUGCGUUCGUCUGCCGCCGUCUAGGACGGACGGAGAGCCCGUUCGGGAUUCCGUUAGGUGGGCGCGAGUUUCCGGAAGAAUCCGCGUGCGCGCGGGGGGGGAUCCGGAAGAGAUAACCGGAAGUGGCGCUCGCCAGACCGGAACUGAGCGGGACCGAGCCUGGCGGUGCGAGACGCAAGUCGGCCCUCGGGAGUGCCGUCCACCAUUUUGGGUGCGCGGAGGUUAUUCCGUGCUUCUUCUCGCGGAGGCGUCGGAACGCCUAUGAUAUCUUCCCUCGAAGCGAUCUCUCCCUUUUCUUCUCGUUACUCCUCAUCCUCCUCCUUUCUCUCCUAGCUUCUCCGUUGGGACGGGGUUUCCAGGCGAGCGGGGAAAAGCGAGUGGUUUUUGGGAGGAAUCGUCGUCGCAACGUCGUUGACACAGGGAUCAGCUGGAUUGCCCUACCGACUCAUCGUGUCAUCGUCGGGAAAGUCCUGGAACGUUCCGGGACGUCGUGACAUCCCCGACGCCGUAGGACUGGAGCCAUUUUUAUGCGCUGCAUGCCGGGAGGAGCGGCUCUCCCGCUGGAAACUGGGUUACCGCGUCGCUUCCGCUCGAAUUCCUCCUCCGCUUUCAUCGCCCGGAGGUUCGUAUCUUCGGUUAUGUGUCGAGACUGGAAAGGAUGCUUUUCUGGUUCUGUCGGGAUGUAGGAAUCCCACGCGAUAACAGUGAUACGACUGCUGUUUAGUGAGGAAAAUUUAUGCGGGCAGGAAAGGUGAGUUCGGGAUCUCGAGGGUAAGGAAAAGUGAUGCGUCAAGUGAACUAACUGUUGUCGGGAACGGAGAGGUGUGGAUUCGUACGUUGAAACAACGGAGAUUGUGGCUUCCUGAUGUGGAUUUGCAGUGUUUUGUGCGGGGACAUAAUUGCACACAUAAGGAAAGCAAAACGUGUUCGAGUUUUAGAAAACGGAGGCACAGUCAAGAAAUACAUCAUGCGGGAAGAGGAAGAGCGCGGAGAUGAAGAUUAGCUCGUGCUUUUUUUUCGUUUUCUCUCAGUGGACUUCUCAGGUGUUAUGCGGGCGCAGGAGAUUCGUGUAUUAAUGAUGAAAACAUGUUGCCUGAACACUUGAGACUAAUUCUGCUAAGGGUGGCAGUAAUUGAUUUGGGUUAAAUUGACGAAGUCGUCGAAAAGCAGAGUUGAAAAUCGCUCAAAAGCGUUGUGUUUUGAUUGAUUUGGCGGAGGGAAAAUUACACAUGUGAAACAGACUGGAUCGGCUCACUUACGGAAGAUAAACGUGAUCAUUCAAAAAGCAGGCUGUAUUUAGAGAAGGAAACGUUGGGAUUAAAGACUAUAUGUGGAGUAAUUUAUAUUUAUACUGUGGAAUGCUGUGCGGGGGUUAAAAAGGCGCACAUAUUGAGCAAGAAAAUGCGUGGUAUCUGCGUGGUUCGAUGAGGAAAAAUUUUGGCUGGCUUUUAAUCAAGAAGGGAUUUUCGAAAGGGAGAAGUAACGCACGGUCCCGUUCAAUACCGAAUGAUUUAUUGCCGAGAAAAUAGCAUGCGGGUUUGCACAGGUUAGGGGAAAAAAUGAAUUUGUAUUCAGGAUGGAAGAAAAUGCAACGGAAAUAUUCUUCAGGAAGGGAAAAUGUAAAUUUUUUUUUCGUUUAUCAAAGAAUACGAAUUGAUUUUGCUGACAACCUCUCCUCGAAGAAAGUGAUAGACAUCGUUUCGCUGUUUUAAUCAAAAAUGAGAAAUUCUUUAACUUGAGAUGCGCUUACAUACGGCUCGCUUGAAAAACUCGCUCUGUGUGCACAAGAAAAUCGAAAAUCGUAGAAACUCUUUAAAGAAGUAUCCUUUAUAUAGAAAAAUAUUGAUAUUAUAUAAAAAUGAAUUCUGCUCAUUUAUACAAGAUUUAUUUCUUUCCCAAGGCAAAAGAAUCCUUUCUAUUAAAACAAAAUGUAAAUUUUGUACGCCGAGAAAAAAUUGAAGAUUUGAAAAAUGUCUUCUGGAUUUCGAAGUAAAUUGUUGAUUUUUAUUUUUCGAAAGACUCGCCCGUCUGUCAAUGAAUAUCAUGAAUCGUUUUUGUUUCUCCUUUAGAAAGAGUUUUGAUGUGUAAUUUUGUGAUGAUGAAAGCUACUUAUCUAUGAUUUUUAAGUAACAGCAGUGAAGAUAUGUGAUCAGAAAAAGAAAUCUACGAAAAAAUGCAGCAAGGUUUGAAGGAUUUGCGAGAGAGGGACGAUCGCUAAAAAACCUUCGGAUUUUCAUGGAAUGGAAAUCGAUGGAUCUUGACGGAAGGAGGAUGAAUCUGACGUAUCUCGCUCGAAGAAGUCGCCAAAUGUAUUACUUUUCCAAGAACAUGGCCAGAAAUUAGACUGACAGACGCGUCGGGAACGAUGGAGAUCGAGUGACUUCGGCGGAGGACCGACAAGUAGUUUUAGAUGUUUUGUAUGAGUCAGUGAGAUCGAUCGGUGCGUCAAUUGUUAUAGUGCUUCGGAAAGUGCUUUCUCCGAUUUUUCUCGCCAAAGGAUUACGCGUGGCGGCCAGAUCUCUUCGUUUCGCGAGACAAUUCCUGGUAUGCGUAGUACGGGCAUAGGGCUCGUUCCGGGACUGGUGAAGGGAUCAAAGGAGGGUCAUCUAGCUGCUCUCGAGCGGUUCGAGGGCCGGUGAGCACGAAAGGGCGAGCAACCACCUUGCCGACGACCAGCAACCCUCCCGUCCGUCACUGUCGACGAACAACAGAACAGAUGUCCUGACAGUGGGCCCCGGGCCACCAGGAUGCCGACAGACGACGACUAUGGCCGAAAAGAUCGUCUCCUGUUGCACCAGCACCCGAUCGCGCAGUACGGAUCCUCGUCAUCCCCGCUUUCCGGAUCGAGCACGCCGAAUUCUAGUGGCGUGGGGACCCAGAUUGGUUCCAGCAAUCCCAACGAUUGCUUUAAGCAGCAAACACAGCAGCAACAAUCGUCUGACUUGCGUUCGGUCACGAGUACCGCAAGCCAAUCGGGUCAAGAGCGUCACCAGUCGGACCAACAGACUCAAAGCUGCGAGCAUGUCGGGGCCCGAAUGGUCGAUCGGCACGAGAAGUCCGCGGAGAAGCCUACGAUCGACUUCUCCAAGUGCGGAGAGGGUCGUCCAUCGAGUUGUGAACGUUUUGGGCAUUAUCAGACCCAAAGCGGCGAGCAUGUGGGGGGCCGGAUGGGGGGUGAGCGGCAUGAGAAAGUCGUGGACAAAUCUUGUAUCGAUAACUCGAAGUGUGGAGAGGAUCGUCAAACGAGUUGCGAGCGUUUCGGACAUUAUCAGGCCCAAAGCGGUGAACAUGUGGGAAGUCGGAUGGGAGGCGAGCGAUACGAGAAAUCAUCCGACAAGUCGUCGGUCGAUUUCACCAAAUGCACUGCUGACGGUCGACAAUCGAGUUGCGAACGUUUCGGGCAUUAUCAGACUUCGACAUUCGGUCACUCCUCGUUGCAGGGACAUUACGGCGGUACGCAUGCCGGCACUGACCGCUUCGCGCGAUUCAACGAUCUCAGUGCGUUGCACGGCGAGCAGCGGAUCCCGAAUGAUCGUUACUCGGUCUGCAAUCCAGAACUACGCUUCGAUACGACGAGCACGAGCGGAUCCGGUGAGUACGCAAACGCGAAUGCGCUCGUGGGCUCUUUUGUCUCGGAGACGUUUCCAUCACCGCCAUCGCCGGCACCGGCGAACGAUCGUUUCGUCCCACCACCGCCAUUAUCGCCCAGUCCAAGCGAGAAGUACGCCUCGAGCCAAAGCCUGGCUGGUUACCCUUCUGCUGAUCGCAUUUUGCCCCCCAAUUCUCCGGGGCCCAAGUACGGCGCCGACAGUGCCGCUACAGCAUCAUCGAUGCCCGCCAAAGAACGCUUUGCCUCCGCCGAACGACUGCUGGCCAAUCAGCAGUCAGCCACAGGCGACGCUAAGGAUCAACAACGCUACACUGGACCUGAUCGCCUGCUCUCGGGAUCCUCUCCGGUCUUGGGCGGACUUCAGGCUGGACUCCAGGCCAGUGCGGUUUAUGCCAAAGAUACUCGUUACGCAACCAUUUCCGCGGACAGGAUAUUAUCUUCCUCGCCGAUACACGCUCCGGUGCCCGAAAGAUUCGUUGGCAAGUCGGAAAGGUACUUGGGCGAAUCACCCAUUCACGAUAGGUAUCCUCGACAGGAUCCACCAACGACAGCACAUCAUGAGCGAUAUUCGGCGUUGGCGGCGGCCACCGAGAGGUUCCUCUCGAAUUCGCCUAAUCCUGAGAGCGCGCAUCAGCGCUAUUCAUCAUCGUCAGACCGUUCGUCACUUCAAACUUCCUCCAGCAGUAACGAACAAAAUCGACGUCUCUACACCGACAGAGGAGUCGAGACGGUUUGUCAAAAGUAUACCGAUCGGUCUAUCGGCUCUCCAGCAUCCGCCGACUUUGGCCGAUACUCUGGUUUCUCGGAAGUCGGCAGUCAGACACGAUACGUGUCCAGCAACGAUCGUUUUAACGACCUGGCUCUACAGCGCUGCAAUCAAUCGCGAUCGAUUGACAGGUUUUCCAGUGAUCGAUAUCUGGCUGGAUCGUCACCCGCACACGACAGCAGACUAUCUAGUGCCGAGACGUCGCGCUACAUUGUCUCUUCCACGGAACGUUUGCUGGCGCCGACGUCCUCUUCGUCAUCCUCUUCGUCAGAGACAAGCUCCAGGUAUCACUCACCCUACACAACGACCACUGGCACCCAAUCAUCGGCCUCUAACGAGCGCUUCACAUCAAUCUCACCAACAUCCGAAGCGUCAUCAAACGUUCACCGCGGCGCUACUAGUAGUGGCUAUCAAAACACGAAGAGCACCGACAAAUAUCUCGUCUCGAAAUCAGUUCAAAGCAGCUACGAUCGCUAUUCGGUCGGUAGUCAGAACGAUCAUCAGUUCGGCCAAGACCGGUAUUUUACCACCGGCAGCAGCGGCGACCGAUUUCAGACUACUUCCGGAGCUGAUCGCUUUCAUACUCCUGCUGAUCGCUAUUCGCCGGCGCGUAACGCCGCCGAUAAGUAUCUAUCCCUGCCGAAGCCUAAGGAUAGAUACACUGGUCGCAUAACACCUAUCUCUUGCGCCAAUACUGUCGCGACGUCCUCCACCGAUCGCACUUACUGUUCGUCCAAUGUGAGUUACGUGCCUCCAACUGCGCAUACCCCAGUUGAACGAUAUGUGCCCCAGCCUCCUCCAGAAGUGCUCUACCCGGACAGGUACGUGGACAGAUACGUGCCGCCCGCGGCGCACACGCCAACCGAUCGAUAUGUGCCCGCGAGCGAUCCAGGCGAUCCAUAUAUGCGUCGCGACCUUGGCUUUCAUCACCAUUAUCGGCUACCGCCGCCCGCCGGUUACCCGUAUCAGUCGCAUUUUCGAUUCCGCGGGUUCGCAUACGCAACGUCCGGUCGGAUGGGUGGGAGCCCCGGGUCCAGCAGUUCUAGCAGUACGACGUCCAACCAGCGCGAGACGUUCGCCACGUCGCCGCUGUUGAGGCCCAAAGUGCGUGCUUCCACGGUGGAAUUUGGCGCAGCUAGCGGCAGCGCCAGCACGGUCGGCGCCACGACGACUACGACGUCUGCUGGCGUCAGUCGUCACGUGUGUGCGAAUAAUCCAGCCGCCUGUUGCGGAGACGUCUCCGCCAACGGCAGAGCCUGCUGCCAGAUGAGGAGGUCCUUGCCUCCUGGAACACUACCGGCGAUACCCACGCAGACUUCUUCAUGGCAACCGUCGCCGAGUUCCGGCACGACCGGUACCUCGACGGUAUCAUCGACGACCGGCGAGGGAGACACGGCGCAGAGCAUCGGUAUGUACCCGGUGGGCGUUGCGACGUCGUCGACCGUGACAACGGCGAUGCCAGUGACGACGGCAUCGACAACUGUGCCGCUGAUCACCUCCGGCGUCACUGCCGGAAGCGCCGGCAUCGCCAGAAGCGUUUCCGCGCCGAGCGCCCCGCAGCGGCCGGUCGUCCAGAUUAGCAGCUCCUCGGCGAGCACCUCGGCAGCGCAACGGCCGAGACUCAAGAGGACUCAAAGUCGCACCGAGGCUAUUCGGAAUUAUAUUAAACGCGAGACAGCACAGUUCUUUGGAGUCGACGAAGAAUCUGAGGCCUCGGAGAAACAGAGAUGGCUAGACCGACGACGGCGUAUGGCGUCGAGGAAGUACGGCGCUUUGGUACCGGAACACAGGCCGCCGGAUCCGGACAUCACCCGGGACGUACCGGACACGACCGAGACACCGGAAGGUGUUACACUCAGACGAUGGCAGCAACCAGAAAGGAGGAAAGAUUCUGUAGCAAGGAUGACGCUGUUGGGUCUUCAUUACAUCGUUGACUCGCUGACAAGGCCGCGUCCUCGCGAGCGCUCGCAAUCACGCCCGGAGUCGCGCAGCUUUCCGCCGAGCACGAUCGCGUAUCUGUCGAGGACAGCGGCCUCGGAUCCUGACAGCGGCCAGGACGAGGACGAGUCUUUCUUCGAGAGGCCUCCGCCGCCACCGCCGCCCCUUCCGCCACCUUCGUCUCAACAAUCGCAGACCCAAAUCGAUCAGACCUCUAGUGGAUUAAUCAAGGACGAAGAGGUCGACGCUAAAAUAGCAGACAUCUGCGACACUACGCAGGAUCGCGAAGGGAUCAGAACCGAGGAAUUAGUUGGAUUUGCACCACAGCAGAAGGACGACAGGAUGGCGAUCGACGGACAAGUCAGACGACCCCGUUCGAUUACGAGGGACCACUAUAUUUCCAGAAAAACAAGUUGGAGCAGGUCAAAGUACGACGCGCCGCCUCUGGUGGAGGGUACAAGGGUACCGCAGGAGGAAGGAGUGACUCUCCGCAGCCGGGAGAUAACCGGGGCCACGAGGAUCUCCCGUAGCACGAUCGAUCGUGUCUUCGACAACAGCAAUCGGCGACGAUACGGGAUGGGCAUUGUCGGUCGCUUCUUCGGGCGAUCCUUUCGAAAAAGCGUCACGCACAAGCCGGAUAUAAAGAAGCAGUUAGACGAUUUUGAGGAUCACCGACCGUAUUUCACGUACUGGAUCACUACUGUGCAAGUAUUGAUUCUGAUAAUAUCGCUGGCGUGUUACGGAUUCGGUCCCGUUGGGAUGGACCUCAACCAUCAAUCGGGAUUGGUUCUUGUAACGAGUCUGUCGUUACAACAAGUCGAUUAUCAAGAACCCGCGAACUUUUGGCUAGGCCCAAGAGCCGCGGAUCUAAUUCACCUUGGCGCCAAGUUUGCACCGUGUAUGCGCCGGGACAUCAAGAUUCUGAAAGAGAUCGACGUGUGGCGGGAAAGAGAACGAGAUACCGCUUGUUGCAUCAGAAACGACGAUUCCGGCUGCGUUCAGUCCAGCAAAGCAGAGUGUUCUGUCCGGGGAAUGAGAUCCACUGCUAUGAAUACAAUAUCGACCUGGAAGAAGUGGGGACCCGGGGACAGCGGGCCUGGCGGCCGUAUCAGUGGAUCAGUUUGCGGAUUGGAUCCGAAGUUUUGCGACGCUCCGGCAAGCAUCGCGCCUUACGAGUGGCCAGAUGACAUCACUAAGUGGCCAAUCUGCCGGAAAACCAAUCCCUUUAGUCAACGUUUCAGUAAAAACGGGAAUCAACGGGGCAAUGCCAACUUUCCCAUCGGUCGCUACAAGGAUAAGAUGGCGGAGCAUAUGGUGUGCGAGGUGAUCGGCCAUCCGUGUUGCAUCGGGAUUCACGGCAUGUGUCGGAUUACUACGAAGGAGUACUGCGAUUUCGUCCAUGGUUACUUUCAUGAGGAAGCAUCCCUGUGCUCUCAGGUGGAGUGUUUGCACGACGUCUGCGGAAUGAUACCAUUUCUGCAUCCUGAAUGGCCGGAUCAGUUCUAUAGACUUUUUACCACCAUCUUUCUUCAUGCCGGAAUCGUCCACUUGAUAAUUACGUUGCUGGUACAAUACUUUCUGAUGAGAGAUUUGGAGAAACUAACAGGCUCGUUGCGCAUCGCUUUAAUCUACUUUAUUGGUGCUCUUGCUGGAAAUUUGGCCAGCGCAAUCUUUGUCCCUUAUAGGGCGGAAGUUGGUCCAGCCGGUGCACAUUUCGCUCUUCUUGCCACGCUAGUGGUCGAAGUGCUGCAUUGCUGGCCGAUGCUGAAGCAUCCGCGUCGCGCGCUAUCCAAGCUUAUCCUGAUUCUGCUGGGACUGCUAGUGCUAGGUAUCCUGCCGUGGAUAGACAACUACGCGCAUCUGUUCGGCUUCAUUUUCGGCUUCUUAGCGGCCUACGCGCUGAUGCCAUUUAUCUCGUUCGGCCAUUACGAUCGUAAACGGAAGAUCCUGCUGAUCUGGGUGUGCCUGAUUCUGAUCGUGAGCCUGUUCGCUCUGCUGCUUGCCCUCUUUUACAACGUGCCGGUGUACGAGUGCGAGGUGUGCAAACUGUUCAACUGCGUGCCGUUCACUCGCGACUUUUGCGCUUCCCAAAAUAUCAAUUUCAAGCGGGAGGAGCCAGUAUGACACACGGGGCCGCGGUUCACAGUCGAGCGCGAAAUUGUUCCGCUCGGCCCCCGAACUCACGUUCCUCAUCAUCGCGCACCUCAUCACAAUACGCCAUUACCGUUCGUCACGCUCGUUCUGACGACGCUCCUCAUCGACUCCCAAACGCGUCUGAAGAAGUCAUAAGAUCGAGUGGAACCUGAAUGAAAAGAGACUUCUCCGUUUAAAGGAUGACUGCAGCUCGAAGUCUUUGAAAUCGUCAAAAAUCUUAAACUGUACGAAGCCAAAGAAAAUUCUUUAAAAACAAUCGAAAGAAAAAUUUCUUGAAUUUUAAAGAAAAAUUAAAAAAGGGAUUCUUUAAUUCUCUCUGGAAAAUUAAAUAAUCAAUGAAUUUUUUUGGAUAUCUGAAGAGGAUCGAUAAAUAUUUUACAUCAAUUUAGCUGGGAGAAUUGUUGAAAAAGGAAGUUUUUAAAAUUUUUAAAAGAAUUGUGCAAAAAAAGACCAAUAAAUAUUUUCCUUUAUUACAGUUAUCGAGAAAAAGGAAGAAAUCUCAUUAUAGGAACAAAUUCUGAAUUCUUAAAGAAGCUAAAAAGGAUAGAACAAUAAUUUCCCGUUUCAUGGUCUAAAAUUGAAAGAAAGAAUGAAAAUAAAUAUAUAUUUGACCUUUAAUUGGGAUACUUAGCGAUCUCAUCGAGCUGCGAAGAUCAUCAAAUUUGCAUUAUAUCUGCGAAAUUGUGGCACGCAAACAUUGAAAAUAAUCCUAUCAUUUAACGACUGCGCUUCCACGAUGACGCUAUUCGAAUUACUAAGCUUCUAAAGAAAUUUUGCGAGUCCAAAGUUUUACAAGUUUCCAAGUUCAAGAAAGUUUACCGAACUUUGAACAUCCACGAUCGCAUUUUUCGAUUAUUCGCGUUAUUUGUAAAAGUGAUAUCACGGUGCGUUCGGGGGACAUGGGGGUUUGAUAGUGCCUGGAUCGAGCGGGUGAAGGUGAUGGAUCCCGACCGACAUUUUCGCUACUGCCAACGAACGUUAAAGAAAAAAAGAGAGAAAGAGAGAGAGAGAGAGAGAGA
Messenger RNA from Monomorium pharaonis (pharaoh ant), 10273 nucleotides. It is a transcript of the gene rho-5, whose product is annotated as inactive rhomboid protein 1. The record is from RefSeq and is a predicted model, not a curated record. The transcript is spliced from 19 exons. Lineage: Eukaryota; Metazoa; Arthropoda; Insecta; Hymenoptera; Formicidae. Gene Ontology annotation, molecular function: serine-type endopeptidase activity. The coding region runs from base 3534 to 9224 and encodes 1896 amino acids. Gene Ontology annotation, biological process: regulation of epidermal growth factor receptor signaling pathway; regulation of protein secretion. Gene Ontology annotation, cellular component: endoplasmic reticulum membrane.